This is a messenger RNA of Eucalyptus grandis, 3236 nucleotides long. RefSeq names its product enolase 1-like. Lineage: Eukaryota; Viridiplantae; Streptophyta; Magnoliopsida; Myrtales; Myrtaceae. Bases 1506 to 2216 code for a protein of 236 amino acids. Gene Ontology annotation, biological process: glycolytic process. Gene Ontology annotation, molecular function: magnesium ion binding; phosphopyruvate hydratase activity. Gene Ontology annotation, cellular component: phosphopyruvate hydratase complex. The record is from RefSeq and is a predicted model, not a curated record. The transcript has 5 exons.
CCUUAGGCCUAUGGCCGACGACCGGCCACAUGUGAGAGCAGGCGAGGGUGUCGUGGCCCUCGCCUGUGGCUGGCCGUCGGAUUCGGCGAGGGCUCGAUCCUCGCGGCCAGGGCGAGGGUCGCCCUCGCCGGAUCUGGCGAGGUUUUGGGAGGCGACGGUCGCCGGAUCUGGCGAGGUUCCGGGGCGGCUGCGAGGGUGGCGUACGACCUGUGAUGAGCAUCGGCGUCGCUCGUGAGCCAGUCGUCCAUGGCUGGAUGGGAAAGGCUGAUACCUGUGAUCAAUAGCAUGCCCGAACGAUGCCGACGACGGCCAUGGAUGAGCGUCGGCCUACUCGUGAGCGGUUCGACCAUGGCUGGCCGCUGCAAUCGAGCGUCGUCCAUGGCUGCAGAAGGCAAAAAGAACAGGAUGCAAGAAACGGUGAAGAAGGAGGAGCAAUAUUUUCUAUUUUCUCGCCCGCGAGAGUUUUAGACGUUUCUGCCUUGUGGGCCCGUUGCAAGAUGAAUGGACUAAUAUUUUUCAGAAUUGGCUACACUCGGCCGCCCAAUAUUUUCUCGUUCUCUCAGUUUGCCUUACUGAUUUAAGGGCGAUGUGAUCUGUUACAGGCUGAUGUUGCUCUAGAUGAUGGUACUUGUGCGAGGGCUGCUGUUCCUAGUAGUGCCUCCACUGGAUCCAAGGGAUCAGAUGGCUAUUGAUAACUUCAUGUUCCAAAAGCUUGAUCGAACUGUAAACGAGUGGGCUUGGUGUAAACAAUAGGUAGUAAUCUAAGUCACUCUUGGUCAUGUAGUGCGCAUUGGAGCGAACCCUAUAGAUGAUAGUAAACUUUUUGGUGUAAAGCUUGGAGCCAAUACCACACUUGCAGUGUCUCUUGCUGUCUGCAAGGCUGGAGCUGCUGCUAACAAGAUCCCUCUAUACAAGGUCUGUUUUGGUUCAGCUACCAAAAUCAGCUGUCUUUUUCUGUUUCUUUAUAUCUUCUCGUGCCCAUAGCUACUUAGUUUAAUCAUACGUACUUCACGAGUUUGCUAUGGACUUAUUGCACUAUCCCAUUAUCAUUUUUCUUAGACCAUGUCGUUAAUUUUUAAUUCACGAUCUCAUAUUUUUAUUACAAAAGUUACAUAGAAUGUUGGAAACUUCUAAUUAUAAUGGUUGAUGAAUGCCCAAUCAAUUGCCUAUUUUUUAUCAAAUAAUUCGAGGAAGACUGUGUUUCAAAAGUUGGAAAAUUAGAAGUUUAGUCUAAUCAUCUAGCUGAUUUUUACAUUGGGAGUGCUUUUCCGAAAUAAGUUUGAAGGUUGUUAAAAUCAAAGCAUCGCUACUUGGGGGCUUCUUUCAAGCUGCUACAGUGAGCGUAUGGUAAAGUUGUGUGUUUUGGGGUGGAGAAUUUGUUUGGGACUUCUACACAUCUACAGUCGAACUAUAAAACCCUUAGACUUGAUGCCCUAGGGUUAAUUCGAAUCUGCCUCUUCUCUAUCGCCGCUGAAUCGAGAGCUCGUCUGCCCCUACGCUGCUAGAUGCGAGCAUUCCUCGUCACCAGCGAAUCGCGCUUGUUUGCCCCGUUUGCUGUGCAAUGCGAAUCUUCUCCGUCACCAUCCCCAUCACUUCCUCCAUCUCUAUCAUCCUGUCAAUCGAUGUUGAUCCGUUCCGACCCCGAUUCCUCAAUUUCACUCUCACCUUCACACGGUUGGAGGCCGCCCGGGAUCGGUGAAACCAUACGCAUUGGUGCGGGCCAGAUCAUCAGCAGCUGCAGCGUUCCCGCAGUCUGGCUUGUUGUGGGCCGUGGUCGCGAUGGGGAGCUGCUGUUGCUUGCUGCUGCAUUAAACGUCGUUAAUGGUGGGUCACAUGCUAAAGACAAACUCGCAACAGAGGCCUUGCUCUUUAAAACGAAAACUCCUCGUUCUUUUGAUGUAUUCCAGAAUGAUGAUGGUCCUCAGAAGAUCUUUGAUGCUCUCAAAGAUCCGUGCUGCAUGUUUUUUGGUAGUGAACAUCGUGUUGUGUCGAUUGUGGUGGCUUCAUUUUAUCUAAAUAUCCCUAAAGAUGCUCUCAAAGUCAUGUGCAAGUCAUUUGGGAUUGACCAUCCUGCUGUAUUGAUUAAGGAUCCGUAUCCAAAGAUCGCUGGAGAUGCUCUCAAAGUCACAUGCAAGUCAUUAGUGAGUGAUUAUCCUGUUGUGUUGAUUGUGGAUCCAUUUAAUCCAAAAACUCUGGAGAUGCUAUCAAAGUCAUGAUCGAGCAGAAGAUCUUUGAAACUUUCAAAGAUCGAUACAGUAAGUUUGUUGGGAUUGAGUUUCCUAUUAUCUCAAAUGGGGAUCCAUUUAAAAUUCAGAAGCAGAAGAUCUCAGAAGCUCCAGAAGAAAAGUCUGAUGGGAUUAAGUUUCCUUUCAUCUCAAAAUGGGAUCCACUUGAACUUUGGAAGCAGAUGAUCUCAGAAGCUCCAGAAGAAAAGUCUUAUGGGAUUAAGUUUCCUUUCAUCUCAAAAUGGGAUCCACUUGAGCUUUGGAAGCAGAUGAUCUCAGAAGCUCCAGAAGAAAAGACCGAUGGGAUUAAGUUUCCUUCAUCUUAAAAUGGGAUCCACUUGAACUUGGGAAGCAAAUGAUCUCAGAAGCUCCAGAAGAAAAGUCUGAUGGGAUUAAGUUUCCUUUUAUCUCAAAAGGGGAGCCAUUUAAACUUCGGAAGAUCUUUGAAAUUUUUAAAGAGAUCUUUGAAACUCUAAAAGAUCGGUACCGUGAGUUUGCUGGGAGUGAGUUUCCUAUUAUCUCGAUUGGGGAUCCAUUUAAUCCAAACAUCUCUGGAGAUGCUCUCAGAGUCAUGCGCAAGUCCUUUGGGAGGGGCUAUCCUGUUGUGUCAAUUGAGGAUUCAUUUUAUUCGAAGAUCUCUGGAGAUGCUCUCAAAGAUCUGUACAAGUCAUUCGUGAGUAAAUAUCCUAUUGUCUCGAUCUUGGAGACGUAGUCCAGAUCGUAGGAGAUGAUUUAAUGGCCACCAAUCCCAAGGGGAACUUGGGUCAGAUGCUGUAUAUGGUGAAGCGAACUUUCGCAUGCCUGUUCUUGAAAUAAGGUGACCUUCUGGCAGUCUAGCUGCAGUACUUAUUUGGACUAGAUAAUUUCGGUCUAGUGAUUGUGUAAUAUGAAACUGGAAAAACUACAUGCCCGCGAAAGUUGUAUGGAGGACUUUCUGGUGAAGGGUAGUUUGUGGUUGGCUUUUGAGAUUCACUUGCCUUUUCUGAGUAAGUUGACAAGCAAACUCUUUCA